CGUUGUGUCAGGCGGAUGUUUUUUCGGUAAACAAUACCCAUUGUGCUUGUAUAUGUCAGUUUUGGUGGUUUAAAUGUCGUUCCCACACUUCUUCCCACAUCCAAGACUGCCAAGUGGCAGAAGAUCUUCGAUGUUCGCCCGUCUUCGUCUUCGUCAACCAACUAGUAAACUAGGCUCGUCCGCCAUCAUCGUCAGUUACCACGCUAUUCUUCCGCUUCACAUCUGCUCUAUGCCUUCACCUGCCUCGGGUUAAUCUCGCCAUCGCCUCCACGGUUAUUCCCUCGACUUCAGGCGUCUCUUUUCGCUUGCUUGCUAAACGAUCUGAAAGCCGUCGGUAAACCAACUUUUUCUGUUUUAUUUACACACGAUAGAAGGGAACGGCGACGCUCUGAUUCCCGGUCCUUCACGAAACCACGGACUGAAGAUAAACGAAGGCGUACACCUUCACGCUCUCCAUCACGCAACCGCAAAACACCAAGAACAGAACCACGACGAGAUAGAUCGCGUACCCCUGUGCGUCAGUCUAACCAUAAUUCCAACUCCCGACGCAAUAACGCUACGAGACGAUCUCGUUCACGUUCUCCCCGGUCUGACAAGCGGUCUGACCACAGAAGUCCUGAACGCCGGCGUUCACCCGAACACGAACGCUCUCGUUCCUCGGACCGCAAACAAGGACAUCGUAGCCGUUCUCAUGAACGUGCGCGCUCUCGGUCUUCGGAUCGUAGGCAAGCACGCCGCAGCCGCUCCCCCAGUGCAACACCGCGAUCAGAUGUCGAACAUGAAUCAGUGCU
Opisthorchis viverrini is the source of this 791-nucleotide messenger RNA. RefSeq lists its product as hypothetical. The transcript has 2 exons. NCBI's taxonomy places the organism in Eukaryota, Metazoa, Platyhelminthes, Trematoda, Opisthorchiida, Opisthorchiidae. The record is from RefSeq and is a predicted model, not a curated record. The coding region runs from base 74 to 253 and encodes 59 amino acids.